Messenger RNA from Acipenser ruthenus (sterlet), 3511 nucleotides. RefSeq lists its product as uncharacterized. The record is from RefSeq and is a predicted model, not a curated record. Gene Ontology annotation, biological process: complement activation, classical pathway; innate immune response; positive regulation of B cell activation. NCBI's taxonomy places the organism in Eukaryota, Metazoa, Chordata, Actinopteri, Acipenseriformes, Acipenseridae. Gene Ontology annotation, molecular function: immunoglobulin receptor binding; antigen binding. Bases 1 to 759 code for a protein of 252 amino acids. Gene Ontology annotation, cellular component: external side of plasma membrane; immunoglobulin complex, circulating; blood microparticle. The transcript has 4 exons.
AUGGCUUCCACCGCAUCAUGGCUGCGGGAGUUCUGGGCAAGCCAGCUGGGACCCUGUCUGAUCGAGGAGGCUCAGGCAGCCUACCAGGCCAUGAGCGACCUCAACGCCGCCAGCUACAACCUGGUCAAACAGGCCAUUCUCCGCCGCCUCAACAUAACGGCAGAGACCCACCGAACCAAAACCAAUGUGCAAAUGGGGGAAACAAUAGUGGUGGAGCAGUUCUGCCAUGUGGUCGGCGCCGAUACCCAGGCUUGGAUACGGCGCCACAACCCCGACACCCUGGAGGGCGCUGUGAAACUGGCCGAGGACUACGAGGACUCUCUAGAAUCCAGCAACGUGUUCAGAGUGAAGCGACACAGGGACAGGCCGUACAUCUGCAACAUGGACUGCCACGCAAGAAUUGCUUUCAUGCUUUGCGGAUUUUCCGUUCUAGCACUAGAAGUAGAGUCCAGUAUUACUCUGACCCAGUCUGAUUCGGUCCUUAAAAAGCCUGGAGAGUCAGUCCGGUUGUCCUGCAAGAUUUCUGGUUAUGCAAUCGAUGAACAUCAUGAGCACUGGAUCCGCAAGCAACCUCUGGGGAAAGGGUUCGAAUGGCUGGCCUCCUACCGAACUGAAUCCUUCUCUAACCACCAUUCCCCAGCCAUUCAAGGACGCUUCACUGCUUCUGCCGACAUCCCCAGUAGCACCUGCUUCCUACAAAUGAACAGCCUGAGAGUUGAGGACACGGGGGUGUAUUACUGUGCACGGGAGUCACAGUGAGAGAAGGGAAAUAGGUGACUGGACACAAACUCCUCUAUUGAAACAUAUAGUGGCACGGUAAUCAAUCAAGUGAAUUCAGAUCCCCAUAUAUACGUUUUUGUUCCAAACAUUUGUGUAUUUUUAACAUACCUUUGUCAUGCAAAACUAGUAACCUUGUUUAUGGUAUAUUUAUUAUGCAAAUAAUGUAACGAAAUAAAAUAAGUAAGAGAGACAGGCACAACAUUUACAGAAUCACCUAUCAAACAUAAGCAAUACAAAAGUAACUAAACCAACAGUUCAGAAAAUGAACACAACACGAAUGACCUACAAUUUAUAGUUUUAGAAGAAAUCAAAUUAGAUAAUGUACAAUACAGAAGAAUAACAGAAAAUAAAUGGAGAGACUCAAUACAUGAUGUCUGAAGGGUUAACUAGAAAGGAUUAGUAGUAACUAUGUAAUAAAUUACAUUACAAACACAUUCAUAGAUUUAAAUAGAAAUCAGUAAGUGUGGCUGCCAUGGCAUCAAAAGCAUAGAAGUACCUCCACUGUUUGUUUUCAAACACACUGCUUUGACAAAGUUAUGUGUAUAUAUACAGUUGUAGUCAACAGUUUAUAUACACCAAUGGAAAAGUAUAACCUCUAGAAAUUUCUCGAAAAAGUAUUUUAGAAAAAUUUAUUUUGUAGCAGAAGUUCUGCUUUUAUGGAAGAGAAAAAAAGUUACAAGAAAUAGAUGUCUACAAUUAUUUAUUUCAGGAAUUUUUUGGCAAAACUCUAAAAAUGCUAAUUCAAAAGUGUUCAUACCCUGACAAGGAAAAUUAAAUUAAUAGCUAUUUGAGGCAGCAAUAAUAACCUCUUUUAAACGAUUAGGAUAUUUGUCAAUGAGCUUUUGGCAUGAUUCUUUGGUGACUUUUGACCAUUCUUCAAAGCAUAAUUGUUCCAAUUCAUUCAUAUUCCGAGGACUUCUCUUGUGCACAGCCUUCCUCAACUCAUACCAAAGAUUCUCAAUCGGAUUUAGAUCGGGACUUUGACUAGGUCAUUCCAGAACCUUGAUUUUAUUCUUCUUUAACCAUUCUGAAGUAGAUUUUGAUGUGUGAUUUGGAUCGUUGCUGUGUUGGAGAGUCCACUUCGAUUUUAUUAAACCACGUUUUGUAGCGGAGGGUUUCAGAUGAUUGGCUAAUAUGUUUUGGUAUGCUAUGGAAUCCAUUUUACCAUGUAUUGGAACUAUAUUUCCUGUGCAAUUAGAGGAAAAACAGCCUCAUAGAAGGAUAUUACCACCUCCAUGCUUGACAGUAGGUAUGGUGUUCUUUUCUUUGUACGCCUCACCAGACUUUCUCCAAACAUAACAACUAUCAACGUGACCAAAUAGCUCGAUUUUUGUUUCAUCACUCCACAAAACCUGUGACCAGAACUAACCCUUUUAUACUCUCUAAGAAUGUUCACCUACAAUCCAGCAUUUUCUAGAAGGUUCUGCGUUAUCAUAUUGAAAUUUCUAGCACCUUGUAGACAAUACUAUCAUAGUAUCAAAGGGUAUGAAUACUUUUGAAUUAGCAUUUAUGGAGUUUUGCAAAAGAAAUUGCUGAAAUAAAUAAUUGUAAACAUCUAUUUAUUGCAACUUUUUUCUCAUCCACAAAAGCAAAACUUUUGCUACAAAAGAUUUUUCCUAAAAUUCUUUGUUUUUGAUAAAUUUCUAGAAAAAUAUGAAUAUAAAUACAAAUAUAUAUAAUAUGUGACUGCAAACUGUAGCAGAAGUUGGUUUCUGACAAGUAUUAUGUGACUGUAGAGGAGUUCAGAACAUUUGUGGUAUGUUACAGUAAAAUAAUAAUAAUAUGAAAAAAAAAUUGAAUAGAAAGGUGUAUUAGCGCAAUUGUAAACUCUGUUGCAGGUUGGUUUCAGUGCAUUAGCUUAUCAGUCAGUCUUCUGCACUCAGGUUUUUGCUCGUCUGUUAAUCACUGUGGCUACACUGGUAGCAGCGGCACUGUGAUACACACAAAGACAAAAACCUAUACAGGGAUUAGCUUGCAGCACUGAACCACUGGUAUAAAACAUUGAAAGCAUAAAUAGAAUGUGAAGGAUUUGAAAAGGAUUACAGAAAACAGGGUAAUGAAUACAUGCAUCCAGAACUUCAAUAAUAGUUUAUUUACCUGGAAAUGUAAGUCAACGGUAAUCAACAAUAGUGAAGGCACUUGCUAAAGAAUGUAUCUGCUUGAAGUCAUAGUUUUUAUGUCAGAAUUAAUUGGUAACUUUCAGGAGUUUUUGGUUCAUUAGCUAUUAAUUCAUUACUUAAUUCAUUAAACGAUGAGGUAAGUAAUUGAAGUUUUGCUAAAAAUGUAUUGCUGGAAUAAAAACAAAUUAUUGUGUUAUUAAAUUGUACAAAAAGAAUAAUUAGGUGGCACAUCUAUUUUUAAAAAUGCAUAUGUGUACAUACAUGUAAUCUGUUAUAAAAUAGAAUAAUGUCUGGUUCACUGUCACAAUUGUGACAUAUGCACAUUUGGUUUCCUUCAGUGCAAGCUUCAUGUACCCAAAUACAGUUGAGCUAAUGUUGUAUGGGGUCAAUUGGAACAAGUAUGCUUUUUCUUAUUUGUUUUAAAUAGUUAUUAAAAUAUCUCCUGUUUUUAUUUAUUUGCGGUAUCAGAGACAAACAAGCUGCACAAGAGUGAUUUCUGCCAGACAGCAGACCGUAUUUGAAUAGGAAGUUGAUUUGCACAGUGGGAUUGCACAAUGGGUUUGCACAGUGGGAUUGCACAGUGGGUUUGCACAGUGGGUUUGCACAGUGAG